Glarea lozoyensis ATCC 20868 is the source of this 1794-nucleotide messenger RNA. RefSeq lists its product as uncharacterized. The record is from RefSeq and is a predicted model, not a curated record. Bases 1 to 1794 code for a protein of 597 amino acids. The transcript is spliced from 2 exons. Lineage: Eukaryota; Fungi; Ascomycota; Leotiomycetes; Helotiales; Helotiaceae.
AUGGACGUGAAACAUGUCCAAGCUGUACAAAUCAACCAAGGAGAAAGAUUAUUGCGACUCGAAAAGCGACAAGCUGACGACGCUGCCUUGAAGUCCGUUUGGGGAAAUGGGUCUCCUUUUCCCAGUGUUCUGAGUGGUACCCCCCAGCAAGGCCCCGUUCAGCAUCCCCCAACUGACGUCUUCGACGACUUUGACGACGAGCAUGGGCACAAUCUACUUGGUAGUCUCCAUCUUGAAGCUGAUGAUGAGCCAGUCCGCCGUGGUGCUUCACGCGCUAACAGUGUUCGAUUCGAUGUCAGCGCCUUGCAAGGGUCUAAUUGGAAUGUGAACUCGCGCCAUUCAGGCGACUUUGGGCCUAUUCGCCCCGGCAGUGGCAUCGGAAGCCAUCCCAUGACAGAGCGAACUUUAUCACAUAAAUCUGAUGGGAGACAUAGUUCAGCUGGUCACUCAGUUCAUUCUGGUCGCACUAGUAGUCUAGGUCUUGAUACCAACUUCAUUAUCGGAGGCCAAGAUGAUGACUCCCCACUGGACACACCCGACCCUCCUCCUGGUCUUUUUAUUCUAGGAUCUGUACCAUCAAUUAUUCGAUGCUGGCUUAGUACAAACUUUUCUCACAGCGCACUUUUGUACGCUGAUAUCUGUUCGGGCUCUCAAAGGUCUGUGCUUGAUUACAGUUUGGUGAAAGAACUGGGACUUGCAGAGCAGAUACAGAAAGAUGCAAACGGAAGACAUCACAUCAGGCUUCCCGUCUAUCUUCCAGAAGCAGUUGUAACUCAGCCAUCUUCGAGAUCCAACAGCCCUGCUCCCCAAUUACCCACCUUGAGCGCAGAUUUUGAAAUCGUCGGUCUUUCCCAACGCAGCACGCCGGAUCGCAAGAAAGGCAUUCGUAUUAUUAUUGGCAGUGACACACUUCGGGCUCACAAUGCCGACAUCUUUUUCUCGCAGAAUCUCAUGACCUUGUAUGGCGAUGAUCGAAACAAGCUUUCUGUGCCGUUUGUAAGACCAGAAGAUGAGACUCUAUUCAAGAAUCUUUGUACGACUCACGUGCCUGUGGAAACGAAAGAGUUGAAGGCUACGGCGGCACCUUUUACACCAACGGAAUUUAAGCCCAAAGUUGAAGUGGCCCCCCAGGCCCUUGCUUCUGCUAUCUCUGAGAAGAUCGAGCAGGCUGUGAAGGCUCCAGUAUCUGAGCGCGAACCGCAGUCGGUAUCAGCUCUAGAGCCACAGCCUACCUUGCCCGAAACAGCUGACUUGGAUCGAGCUUCCAGUGUAAAGAGCAUGACUAUCACGACUGCGCCAGAACCAGAAAAGACGUCUCAGUCAAUCGAGUCUGCACCACAAGUUGAUGGAAAAACACCUUCCGAUACUAGUAAUCGUGACUCUCCUGUUGGCAUCUGGGGUCCUUGGCGCCAGAACCCAAUCACCGCUGAACCUCCUUCCACCGAAUCAACGAGUGGCUAUCAACGAGCCGCUCGCAGCGGUCGCUCAAUGAAAGUGCUCAAACCGUCAUCUUCCAAAUCCAUCUCCUCGAUCGCCGCUCCCAUGCGACCUACUGCCGCACCUCGUACAUCCACACCCUACGAAAUUCCUCCAGAGAUCCGAAGAAAGAGCCAAGUGGAAAGCACGCCAUUGAAAUGGGAAAGCAAGCGAGUGAGUUCCGAAGAGGUGAAAAGACCACCGAUCAUGCUGAAUACCAUUCCACGCUCUGAGAAUCCGGUUGGUGGUGCGAGUGCGUUUAGUUGGAUGGCUCAUGGUGGGACGGCUGGAGGGAAGAAGGCUGGGACUGUGGAAUAG